AUGAGUUCGGAAGAGCAGCUAUUGGUUGGUACGAAGAGUUUGGGUAGCCGUGUUUCCGUGGCCUGUCUUCCAUGUCGGAGUCGUCAUGUCCGCUGUGAUGCGCAACAGCCCGUGUGCGUACGGUGUUCAUCGGAGGGGAGAACAUGCCAAUACGUUAAAUCCCGAAGAGGUGGAUUGAACCGGGCAAAAUUAGCAGAACGGCGUCGAAACACCCAGAGUGGUAAUAGGACUACUGUCGGUUCGCCGUCCGACAGCCCCGACAGGUCUUCUUCAGUACGGACAGCCGCCUCAGAAUGCCGGCCGUCGGGCGACUUCCUCUCAGCUUUAUCAAACGGGAACAGUGUUCAAUCCUCAGAACCAGAGACGAGCGACUUGGAAGAGACGCUCGGGACGCCAGACUCGGUCGACAUUCAGGUUUCGAGCAUCUCAAACGACUUUCUCAUCAAGCUUUACUACAAACAUUUCCACAGGUGUCACCCUUGUGCACUACCGCAACGCAGCCUUCAGCAUUACUAUGAGAGGGUCCCGGAACAAGGAAGCUUGGCGCUUCUGGUCGCCGUUAUGCGUUUCAUAGGGUCAUUGUACUCGCAUCCAGAUCUGACCUCACAGUUGCAAGACAAGGUCAUAGAAGGGUUCCAGGCCGCAAGAGGACUUCCGCCCGAUCCAUUCCUAGCCCAAUGCCAUCUUCUCUAUUCUAUUUCUCUAUACUGGACUGCCGAAAAACUAAAAUCCCGCGAGGAGAUUGAUAUCGCGAUAGAGAUUGUACUGGGGCUUGGCAUGAAUCAUCGGGAUUUUGCUGCCGAGCACGGGCACGGCGAUAUAGUUCUGGAAGAAAGCUUGAGGCGAACUUGGUGGCAGGUCUUUUGCAUCGAUGCAUACUACGCAGCUAUCAAACGGUUACCGACCUUUCGCUUAUGUGAAGUGGAUACCGAUACCGACUUGCCGUGCGAAGAAGACGAAUAUGAAUCAGGCUUAAUACCUACCCCUAAAAGCCUGGAUGACUUCGAAACAAGAGAAUUUGGCCCCGAAAACCAAAGGUUCUCGUCGUUUGCCUACCUCAUCGGAGCGACGCGUAGCAUCGCCUUGGCACUCUCUGCUGGCUCGCCUGAUUGUUCGAAUUGGUUGUCUCCAAAGACGAUAGCAGAAGUUGACGCCAUUAUAGAUGGGUGGUUUCUUCUUCUCCCAAAGUCUAAGAAGGAAGUCUUGAAAGAAGGCAAUAUUGUUGAUGAGCUUAUGUUCCAAGCACAAAUGGCUGUACACGCGAACCUCAUAGCAAUACAUAGGCCCUUUUCUAAGCUACCAUUCCACCCUUUAGAAGGCGUUUCGAGCUGUCUAGUUGAGCCACCCAAGUGGUUACCGGUAAAAGAUUCGGAAACCGUCCACACCCAACGGUGUCUCCAAUCCGUUGAAGCCCAACUUGCAUUCCUCGUGUUACCUGUACAGCCAUUCCGUCGCAGCCCGUUCACAAUAUGCAUGACAGCUGCGUGUACAAAUACAUUACUCGCGGCGAUAAAGGCGCUGUACUCUGGACGACAGCUUGCGGUGGCUCGGCAUCAACUUCGGUUAGUGGUCGGCUACAUCAGAGCCUUAGCAAAGGUGUGGGCGCAGGGCGGGAAGAACCUAGAAGAAAUCCAAAUUAUAGCCCAAGAGGUUCUGAGCCGGAAGAAUGAGUUGCCACGACCAGUAACCUGCGAGAAUGUUACUGCGAGUACUCAGAAGUCGCCUCCGGUCGACGGUCCGCCGUGUAUCGGAGGGCUGGACAACUGGACCAAUACCACAAUCACUUUGGACUCUCAGGAUUCCCUCGCAGCAUACUGGAACUUUAGUACUGACUUCCAACCGGAUAUUCCCGUUUGGUUCAGCAAUUUUCAGAACGGAGUAUAG
Messenger RNA from Xylaria bambusicola, 1884 nucleotides. RefSeq lists its product as uncharacterized. Lineage: Eukaryota; Fungi; Ascomycota; Sordariomycetes; Xylariales; Xylariaceae. Gene Ontology annotation, biological process: regulation of DNA-templated transcription; DNA-templated transcription. The coding region runs from base 1 to 1884 and encodes 627 amino acids. The record is from RefSeq and is a predicted model, not a curated record. The transcript has 3 exons. Gene Ontology annotation, molecular function: DNA-binding transcription factor activity, RNA polymerase II-specific; DNA binding; zinc ion binding.